UGUGGAAAAAAAAAAAGUUGGGAGCGAUUGGGAUAAAAGUUGGUUGCGUCCGGAGAGGAAAAGAUUGUGAAUUUAAAAAUAACAUCAAAAAUAAUAAUACGUUAAAAAAAAAGCUGGUAACGUGAACGAUCCAGCAUCGUAAAGGAAUAUAAUCGAUCAAGGGAAGUCUGGAACACCGGGAUAAAUACAAAUUAAAAAAUAACCAGCGUUAGUUUUGUGUGAAAAAAAAAAAUCUAUAUUUAAAAUCACACGGACGGUUUUCAUGUCAGCUUGUUGAACUGCGGUCCGAGCACCUGGACAAUGACCGAAACAGCGACGCAAGAUCUCCCGGCCACGACAGCCGAGGCGCCGGCUGCGCCAGAGAUCCCGCAGCCUGAAAAAAAAGUUAUAGCCACGCUGGUCCAAGGUACAGUGAAGUGGUUUAAUGUUCGCAACGGCUAUGGAUUCAUCAACAGGAAUGACACCAAAGAAGAUGUGUUUGUCCACCAGACUGCAAUCAAAAAGAAUAACCCCAGGAAGUUCCUGCGCAGUGUUGGAGACGGGGAGAUUGUGGAGUUCGAUGUGGUGGAAGGAGAGAAGGGUGCGGAGGCCUCCAAUGUGACGGGCCCCGCGGGGGCCCCGGUGAAGGGGAGCCGCUACGCCCCGAACAGACGCAGGUUCCGCCGUCGCUUCUUCAACCGGCCGCGGGGGCAGGGGGGCGACUCGGGGGAGGGGUCUCCCACUGAGCCUGCCCCCGAGGGGGAGGGGUCCGGAGACGGCACCGCCCCUCAACAGCCCCCCCGACGCCGCAGAGCCCCGCCCCCGUUCUUCUACCGCAGGAGGUUCCAGAGGCGCCCCCCAGGACAGGACGGGCAGCCAGAGGGUCAAGGAGUGGAACCCAAGGAAGGGGCGGAACCGAAAGGGGAGGAACCCAAAGAAGGGGCGGAGCAGCCUGGUGACCAGCAGCGUGGCCCACAGCAGAGGCGUUUCAGGCCGCAGUACCGCAGGCCGUUCCGCCCCAGGCAGCCCGGAGGUGAGGAGGCGGGGGGUCAGGGUGAGGGUCCGGUAGAGGGCCCGGCUGAGGAAGGAGGGGCUCCCAGCCCUCGGGGCCAGAGACCCCGCAGACAGUUCACUCGACGCAGGCAGCAGAGAGGCGGGGCGGCUCCCCCCAGCCCUGAGCCCACGCAGCCUGCCACGGACAAGGUUGGAUCUGAUAAGCCUGCUGACUCCGCCCCCAGUGCCACACCCUCCUCCCCCACAGAGCAAGCCAAGGAGGCGGGACCCAAAGCCACGCCCCCAGCACCCAAAUCCCCGCCCCCUGCCGUCACGCCCGCAGAGAAGCCAGCUGCGAGUGUUCCUGCUUCCGAGGCUGACCCCGCGGUGACCCCGCUUUCGGUGUGACAGCGCUGGGCUGUCCAGGAUCGUGAGAUUUGGGGAGAGAGGUCAAGGGGGGGUGGGGGAGGAUUUUAGGACUCUGCCCCGAAGUUUUCUGUGCUGUCUUUCACACGCCCACGCUGAACACACGACCAGGCGGGACACGCACACGCACACACAUGCACAUGGACAACUGCGCUGACACCAAAAGACUCUGCAUUCAAUUCCUUUUUCUUAAACCAAAAAACUAAAAUGAAGAAAACCAGCAGGUGUUUGUGGUUUAAUUUAAUGCUGAAGAAAUAGAGGGGUGUGUACAUAGCCGAAACCUGGACCCCAGAGCACCGAGAAGAUCGAGAGCGAGCGACGUGUGCUGGUUUAAUAUUUGGUGGCUUAUUUUUAUUAGUUAUUUUUUUGUUUAUUCUACUGUAAGGUUUUGUUUGUCUGAAUGCACUGUCUGGGCAUCUUGUGCAAUAAAUGUCAGUAAAAAUCUCUAGUUUGAAAAAUGUGUGUGCGUGUGGCGUGCCUUUCUGUCUGGAGUUUUGUUUUUUAAAUCCUUUUUUUUUUUUUUUUAAAACUACCAAAUUAAUUGUAA
Acipenser ruthenus (sterlet) is the source of this 1945-nucleotide messenger RNA. RefSeq names its product Y-box-binding protein 2-B-like. Gene Ontology annotation, molecular function: nucleic acid binding. Bases 301 to 1380 code for a protein of 359 amino acids. Gene Ontology annotation, cellular component: nucleus. The record is from RefSeq and is a predicted model, not a curated record. Lineage: Eukaryota; Metazoa; Chordata; Actinopteri; Acipenseriformes; Acipenseridae. Gene Ontology annotation, biological process: regulation of gene expression. The transcript has 10 exons.